Terrapene triunguis (Three-toed box turtle) is the source of this 1064-nucleotide messenger RNA. It is a transcript of the gene KDM6B, whose product is annotated as lysine demethylase 6B. The record is from RefSeq and is a predicted model, not a curated record. Gene Ontology annotation, molecular function: chromatin DNA binding; histone H3K27me2/H3K27me3 demethylase activity; RNA polymerase II cis-regulatory region sequence-specific DNA binding. The transcript has 6 exons. Gene Ontology annotation, biological process: regulation of gene expression; heart development. NCBI's taxonomy places the organism in Eukaryota, Metazoa, Chordata, Testudines, Emydidae. The annotation marks the transcript as partial. Gene Ontology annotation, cellular component: MLL3/4 complex.
UGGGAGACCAUCAGCGCCUUCUGUGACAGGCACGGCGUGGACUACCUGACGGGCUCCUGGUGGCCCAUCCUGGAGGACCUGUACAAGUCGAACAUCCCCGUGUACCGGUUCAUCCAGCGCCCCGGGGACCUGGUGUGGAUUAACGCAGGCACCGUGCACUGGGUGCAGGCCACGGGCUGGUGUAACAACAUCGCCUGGAACGUCGGGCCCCUCACAGCCUAUCAAUACCAGCUGGCCCUGGAGCGCUACGAGUGGAACGAGGUGAAGAACGUGAAAUCCAUCGUGCCCAUGAUCCACGUCUCGUGGAACGUCGCCCGGACGGUCAAGAUCAGCGACCCUGACCUCUACAAGAUGAUCAAGUAUUGCCUCAUGCAGUCCAUCAAGCACUGCCAGGUGCUGCGGGAGACCCUGGUGCGUUCGGGGAAGAAGAUCGCCUACCAGGGCCGGGUGAAGGACGAGCCGGCGUACUAUUGCAACGAGUGUGACGUGGAGGUGUUCAAUAUCCUGUUUGUGACGAGCGAGAAUGGCAGCAAGAACACGUACCUGGUGCACUGCGAGGACUGCGCCCGCCAGCGCAGCACCGCCCUGCAUGGCGUGGUGGUGCUGGAGCAGUACAAGACGGAGGAGCUGAUGCAGAUCUACGACAGCUUCACCCUGGCUGGAUCCCCCAGCUCCAGAUGAGCCAGACCUCGCCCAGGUACUUCCUGGGCAGAGACAGGAAUCAGCUCCCCCUUCCCCGGUGCCCCCCUGCCCCGCUGGGGAAAGGAGGGGACAUCUCGGCACCGCCCGUCCCAGUGGCCAAUCGCAGACAAGCUCUUGUUUACACCGGAACCGCUCCGGCCCAAUCAGCUUUGCUGUUGAAACGAGGGGGAGGGGGCGGAGCCCCAGAAGCAGCCAAUCUUCUGCGUGAUCCGAGGAGCCAAUCCGCAAGCAGCCUGUGAAUACAGAAACUCAAACAAAUGAACUUUUUAAUUUAUUCUUGAAAAUGACCUUUGGGGGAGACGGGGAAACUUUUUAAAAAAAAUAUUUUUUUUUUUGGAAAAUAAUAAAAACCACAAAAAAAA